Ogataea angusta is the source of this 753-nucleotide messenger RNA. RefSeq lists its product as uncharacterized. Bases 1 to 753 code for a protein of 250 amino acids. The record is from RefSeq and is a predicted model, not a curated record. Gene Ontology annotation, molecular function: oxidoreductase activity, acting on the CH-OH group of donors, NAD or NADP as acceptor. The transcript has a single exon. Lineage: Eukaryota; Fungi; Ascomycota; Pichiomycetes; Pichiales; Pichiaceae.
AUGAUUCUCCAAGGCAAGGUUGUUGCGAUAACAGGAGCUGCCACAGGGAUUGGUAGAGCAAUUGCUGUGGGGAUGUCUCAGCAAGGGGCCAAAGUCUCGAUUAAUUACAUUAACGGCCAAGAGAAUGAAAUCCAAAGCUUGAAAGAAGAGAUCCCAGACUUGCUAGCAGUUGAGGGCGAUAUAAGACAUCCCGAAACAUCACUUAAUCUUAUUGAACAGACGGUGAAAAAGUUCGGUGAGCUAAACGUUUUUGUGUCCAAUGCUGGGGUCUGCAAGUUUAUGGAGUUCACCAAAAUUGACUACGAUCUAUAUAAAGACACUGUGAGUAUCAACCUCGAUGGUGCUUUUUUUGCGACACAAGCUGCCGCAGCCCAGAUGAUCAAACAAGGAAAGGGUGGAUCUAUUAUUGGAAUUUCUUCCAUCAGUGCAUUAGUGGGUGGUGGAUUGCAGGCACAUUAUACUCCUACGAAAGCUGCUAUCUUGUCACUCAUGCAGUCAACUGCGUGUGCUCUUGGUAAACAUAGAAUAAGGUGUAAUGCCCUACUCCCUGGAACCAUCAAAACUCAAUUGAACGAGGAGGACUUGCAAGAUCCACAAAAGAAGGCCUAUAUGGAGGGAAGAAUCCCACUGGGUAGACUUGGUGUUCCAUCAGACAUGGCAGGACCAGCAAUAUUUCUUGCUAGCGACCUGUCCGAAUAUGUGACAGGCGCCCAGAUACUGGUCGAUGGUGGGUUGUUUGUAAAUCUACAAUAA